GAAAGCGGGAGGGAGGGGGCUCCAGCUCGCGCCUGCAAACACGACUCCGUAACAGCCACGUAAUAUUCGUCCACGGGGGUUUACGGGAAUAAAAAAAAAUAUUACAAUCGACAGAGUUUUAAAAAAAAUCAGGAUGGCAUUUCCUGUAGAUAUUCUGACAAAGGUGGAUCAUGAGACCUUAGAGCUAAAAGCCAAGGAAUAUAUGUCUCAGCUCCCCUACAGAAAUAAAGAGUACUUCAGCCUCUCUGAUUCAAAACAGAUAGAAAUCGGACUCUGCAAUGUGAGUUUUGUCCCUCUUUAUGGAACAGAUACUGAAAAAAAAAUCCUUGCUUUGUUCUCACCUGAUGACUUUAACACAGUGUUAGGUCUAUAUUUGCUGGAUCGGUGGUGGGGGGCUGAAGAUGUUCUUAAAACAGUAGAGCCCUCAAAAACAGGCCUGAUCGAGGUCAGCACUCUUGGGGAAAGAAUAGUCUUAUAUGUUCUCAACAGAAUUGUGUUGAGAAAGGAGAAGAGCAGUGAAGAUGUUAUCUUUCUCUGUCAUUGUGAACACGAAGCUGCAAAAAUACUAUGGAAGGAUGGAGAGGCAAUUGGUUUUUACUCAUUCAAACCCAAAGGUAGCUUAUGCAGAAACUUCGUAACCCAAUGCUAUCAACUUCCUGUAAUGGACACAUUAUUUGUCAGGAAGACUCACCGGGGCCAGGGUUAUGCCAUAAAGAUACUGGAAGACUUUGUUGGUAGCUUCAGAAAUGAGUACAUAGGGUUGAAAUUCCCUCUUACAAAAGCUAUGUUUAAAGUUUGUGAAAAGUAUUUCAGUGUAUAUCCAGCAGACAAGGAGCUUCUGUGGGAAGUAGAGAACAUAGGAAGCUCUUUCCAGAGAACUCUAAUAGCUAACAGGCUACAGAAGCUGAAGCUAAAGGAGAAGGACCAGGUUGUGAGCCAACUGAAUUUUGAUGAAGAAGAUGCCCCAGCUCCAAUGGAAAUUGAGUUUACAAAGAUUCAGGAAACCACUGAAUACACAGUGGAGAUUGUGGAGAAGACCAUCAUAGACGUAACCAAAGUAGUAGAUGACAUACCUGUCACAACGCGUGGCAGAAGUAGCAACCUGAAACGAAGGGCUAUCAGAGAAAAUUCAGAAGAAAGGCUUUCAGAGAACAUAAUCAGGGUGGAAGACAUUGAGGCCGGAGUUAAAAAUUCAGACGAGGUAGAAGCAAUGGAAAAUCUUAACACUUUUUCUGCAAAAGAAUCAGAAACGGUACUCAGGAGCUCAGUAGGCACAGUAACUGCAACUAUGAGAAACUUUGCAGAGUGUAGAAGAUCACAAAAAAAGGAGACACGUGAAAUUGAAAAAGACAUUGUCACAGCUACAUCAGAGGGGAGUGCAGUCACCCCUUUCACCACGGCUCGAGAAAUAAAGUGCCAAAGCGGUAGUAAAGAGGAAUGUGAAAUGGUGAUUAGGGAGUACACUAUAGAUAUACAAGGAGCCACUAUAGGGUCUAUUGAUCAAAACCAACCUGAGUCUGUGGUGGAUGUAGAAAAUGUGAAGAUGAGUACAGGAACUAAAGAAGAAAAAAAUGAAACAUUUGAAAAGAACAAAGAGCCUGAUGAAGAUACACAUGUUUGUGAGUCUGAGACUGAGGAAAUAAAACAAAUGUUAGAUGAACUGAAUGAGGAAAAAACUGUGAGUGAAACUGAAGUAGCAGAGCAGUCAGAGGCUCAGUCAAAGUGGGAUGUGGAAAAAACAGGGAAUAAAGAAAGGUCAGAAGAUGAGGUUAUGUUGGGAAGUGGGAAGGACCUAACUGAGGAAAGCAGAGAUGACAAAACAGGCCAAGAAAAAAGUGAACCAAAGGAAGAAGACACAGUUCUGCAACAGUCUGUGGAAGUUAAAACGGUGACAAACAAGGAUGCACUAAUUGAAAAGGCAGAACAGGUCUUCAACAAGAGCAAUUUGCCUCAGAAGAGAACAUCAGAUUUAACUCCCUCAAAUAGGUCCAAAAGACUCAGACAUCAGCCUGCUGAAAAAGAUAUUAAAGCUACGUCUGUGACAACAGGUCAACAAAGAUCCAAACAUCACAGCAAAACAAUGAUGCAAGAUGAAUAUAUUCAACCAUCGACAGAUGAAACCGAACAUGAUGUUAUAGAAAAGAUACAAGAAGCUCAAACUGAAAAUAAAGCAGAGUCUGAGGUUGAGGAAUACACAGAAAAAGAAAUGCUUACAGUUGAAACUGUAACUACCAUGGACGUUGAAAUUACACAGGUUGAGCAAACUGUAUUUCCACAGUCAUCUGUAGAGUCUCCUGAGAUACAGGAAACAAAAACAACAUCUAAAGAGGGUGAGGAGACAGUGGAGAAUAGCACUGUGACAAUGAAUGAAGUCAAAGUUGUGCUUGUGGAUUUGCAUGAAUUUUCUCCUAAGGAGUCAGGUGAUAAUCAGGGAGAGAUUGGUAUUCUUGAACAAGAGGAAAUGAAAGUUGAUGCAAAUCUCACGAGUGAUGAAAAUCCUGAGAGGGAUGAACUUAUUGCAGAGGAUGUAAUUUUACAGGAGAAUGAAAUGGCAAAUACAAAUGCUGAUGAAACUACAAGUGUAGAAUGUGGAAGUUCUGAACUACUUAGAGCUGCCAUAAAAGAUGAUAAAGAGAAAGAACGUCAGAUUACAAAGGUUACUGGAGAAAUUCUGCUUAUAGAAACAGGAGCUGAGGAAAAUGUAGCAGGAAACAGAGUUGAAGACAUUACAAUAAUGGAGAACAAGGAAGCAAAUUUAGCUGGACAAAUGGACCGUGACGUAGAGAGUUUUGCUCAGGAGGAACAUGUCCAGGAAGAAGAAGUGCCAAUCAGCACAGAAAGACAUCUUAGACGUAGAACAAUACCAAUUCAGACUCCAAUGAUAAAGAAAUCUAGAUGUGUACAGAAACAAAAAACUGAACCAGAUAUUGAACAUCAAGAAAGACACACAGUGGUGAGCAAGAAUAAAACAGAUACAAUCUUGAUGACAAAAGAGAGAGAGGAUGAAAUAGAUCAAGAUGUCAACAAGUUGGAGAACAAAGAAGAACUUUUCACUAAGCCAGUGGAAGAACCAAACAUGAGUAGAAAUGAAUAUGAAAAAACAUCAGCAAUAGCACAAGACACUGUGGAUGUCUGUAUACCAAUUAUGACAACUGAGACCAGUUUGGAAAGCCUUGAAGAAAUGGUAAACACAAAUACUGAGGAAACUGCUGUUUCACAGAGUUCCGAACUACCUUUGAGUGUAGAAAUAAAUGAUCAGGAGAAAGAAUUUCAGAUUGUCGAUCGUCCUGAAGAGAAGGUCUUGCUUAUAGAACCUGUCAAGGAGGUAGAGAAUGAUAAUGGUACUCCAUUAAUACAAUUACAAAGAGCUACAGUAGUACUUGUGGAUUUCAGCAAACUUUCCCAAAAUACAGAAAGACAGGGUGAGGCUUCAGAAGAACUGAGACAAUUCCAAAUGGAAGAAAAAUGGGAACUGUAUGAACCAGAUAAAAGUGAACAAGAACUGUCUAAUCUCACACUAGAAAAAGAGAAACAAGAAGAAGUACAAACACAGGAAGGCACUGAAAAGACCCCUGAGGAAGAGAAAACGGAGGAAGAAAACACAGUUGAAGAGCAAAACAAACUGGAUAAACAAGACAUAACAUUUGAAGAGCAAAAGCCAACUGAAGAUUUGGCCACAAUAACUGCUGAGGUCAGCAUGGAAAGCAAUACAAUUGAAAACAAACAGAAUGAGGAUGAAGGAGUGAGCAAUCUUGUCCAGGAGAAUGCUGUUCAAGAAAACUUAGAAGAGGAGGCAUCAGUCAGCAUGCAGCAAAGGCUUAGACAAAGAACAAUAAGUCAGUCUCCACCAAGAAGAAAAUCUAGACGUAUACAAAAACAAAGGGAAGAUAAAACUGAAACUGUCCUGAUAACAGAAAAAGAAGUUGGUGAGGUGGACCAAAGUAUAGAAGUAGUUGAGAAAGAGCCUCAAAUAUCAAUUGUUCAUGCUACUGAGAAGGUGAUCCCACUCGUAGAAUCAUUGCCAGAAGAUAAUGAAGUAGAAAAAGGAGAUAAAGAAAUCAACAAGUUGGAGAACAAGGAGACACAUUUACCUGUGACAAGACAGACAGAUGAGGAGACACCUGAGGUUGAGGAAGCCAAUUUAGAGCAACAGCAAAAUGAGCUAUUGGGAAAAAAUGACAAAGAAACAGCUGAGACAGAAACAUCCAUGGAGUUUGCCUCAGUGUUUGGCAAAGAACAAACAUAUAUUGUAGGGGGGACCAUCAUUCAAACAGAGGAAAAAGUUUCACUGGCAGAAGCAGAAUUUCAUGCGAAGGGUGAAAAAGAUGAUGGUACUUCAGUAAUACACCUGCAGAAAGCCACAGUAGUACUUGUAGAUUUAAACAAACUCUCCCAAAUUACAGAAGGGGACAGUAACAUUAAAGACGUUCUAACAUCUUCCCAGACAGAGGAAAAACUGGAUCAGGAUGAACCAGAUAAUAGUGAAUAUCAACAAAUUAAUGUGACAUCAGAAGAGAAAGAACAGUUAGAACAACUAGAAAAAGAGGAAGAUACUGAAAAGACCCCUGAGAAGGACAAAAUGGAGGAUGAAAACACAGUUGAAGAACACAAUGAACUCUAUAAACAGGACAUUACAUUUGAGCAGCAAAAACCAACAGAAGAUUUGGAAGAACAAAAUGAUUUAAAGCAGAAAGAGAUCGUAGAAGGUUAUAGGAGAGAAGAUGAGGAUGAGGGAGAAGCAGCAAAAUCUGGAGAACAUCCUGAAAAAAUAACAAUGGCAGAUGAAACAAAUAUAAUUCAGGAGACAGAAAAAGUUGACAAUAUUACUGAAAAGCAAACAGACAGUGACAUAGACAUGCAUGAUCUUGCUCAGGAAGCAUCAGAAACUGACCACGAGGUCUUAGAAGAGGAGGCAUCAGUCAGCACAGAGAGAAGUCUCAGACGUAAAACAGUAAAAAUUCUGUCUCCACCUAGAAGAAAAUCGAGACGUUUACAAAAGAAAGAGGCUGAAACAUUUGAAGAUAAAACUAAAAACAUGCCAAUAAUAGGAAAAGUAGUUGAAGAAAUGCAGAAAACAGCUGUAGAGGCUACUGAGGUCAUCCCAUCUGUCAAAGCAGUAUCUGAAGAUAAUGUAGUAAAAAAAGAAGAAAUCAACAAGAUGGAGAACAAGGAAACAAUUUUAGCUGUCACAAAAGACCCACAUGAGGAGACACCUGAGGUGGAAGAAGCCAAUUUAGAGCAACAGCAAAAUGAGCUAUUGGGUAAAAAUGACAAAGAAACAGCUGAGACAGAAACAUCCAUGGAUGUGGUUGACAAAGAGCGAAUCGUAGGGGAAACCACCAUCCAAACAGAAGAGAAAGUUUCACAGGUGGGAAGCAUCGAAACCAAUCAAAGUGACAAUGAAAGGAUCACAAGUCUCAAGCUCAGUGUGAAAUCAGUCACCGCUACACAGAAGGCAAGAAAAUCUCCACGUCUCCACAAAGUAGAGUUGGAGUCAGUGAAAGAGACAACUAUGAGUAGAAAUGAACAUGAAGAAACCUCAGAAAAAACAGAAGAGACUGUCAACUUGUGUAUGCCAGUAAUUACAGUAGACAGCAUAUUGGAUGAAAGUCUUGAUGAAAUGGCAAACACAAAUGUUGAAAAAACUACAGCUAUUGAAGCUGAGACUUUUGAACUGCUGAUGGGUGAAGAAAUAAUUGAUAAAGAGGAGGUUUCUCAGACUGUAGAAGAGGACAAAACUACAGAAGCGGAACCUCAUGAAGAGACAGUGAAAGAUGAUAGUACUCCAGUAAUACUGCAAACAGACCCACCUUUACUUGUAGAUUUAAACAAACGUCCUCAAAAUACAGAAGAACAGCCUGACACUCGAGAAGCCUUAACACAUUUUCACACAGAGGAACAACUGGAAAUGUGUGAACCAGAUGACAUUGAAUAUCACCUAUGUAACCUGACAUCGGAAGGGGACAAACAAGACAUGACAGUUGAGGGGCAAAAGCCAACAGAGGACAUAAACGAUGGAAAGGAGAGAAAGACAGUAGAGGAAUAUAAAGUGGUUAUAGAUGAGGAUGUGGAAGAAAGUUUACCAACUGGAGACCAUCCAAAAACAACAACAAUGGAAGACAAUCCAAAUACAAUUCAAGAUAUUCCUUUAAAAGAGAAACAAAAGGAUAGUGACCUACAGAUAAGCAGUCUUGGUCAGGAAGAAUUUCAAGCUGUCAAGGAAAUCUUAGAAGAGGAGGCAUCAGUUAGCACUGAGAGAAGUCUUAGACGUAGAACAAUAAAAAUUCAGUCUACACCAGCAAAGAAAUCUAGACGAGAACUAAGACAAGAUGCUGGGGUUUUUGAAGAUAAAACUGGAACAGUCCAACUACCAGGAGAAGGAGAUGAAGAAGUACAUAACGAAGGAGCAAAAAUAGAUAAAGAGGAAAUACUUCAAAAAACCACUGUAGAUGCUAUUGAGAAUAUUGUCUCACUUAUAGAACCUGAUGAGAAUGUAAUAGAAAAAGGAUUUGAAGAAAUUAACAAGGAAACUACUCCUGAGAUGGAUAAUGAGAUAGAAACAGCUGAAACAGAAAACCCCAUGGGAGUAGAUGAAGUUUCAGUGGUUAACAUGGAGCAAACAUACAUUUUAGAGAAGACCACCAUUCAAGAAGAGAAAGAGAUCUUGCAAAUGGAAAGCUCUGAAACUAGUGAAAAUAAGAGUGAAGGGGCCACAAGGAGAAGUCUAAGGAUCAGUUCACAAUCAGUCACAUCUUCACAGAAGACCAGAAAAUCUGCACGUCUCCAUAAGGCAGAGUCGGAACUAGUAAAUAAGAGUAGAAAUGAAGAAACGUCUUCAAUGACUGCAAAAAUGGUAAAUGUCUGUGUACCGAUCACCAUUGAGACCAAUGUGGAAAAUCUUGAUGAAGAUGGAGAUGUGAGUACAAGGGUCAAAACUACUUUAGAUGAGCAAGACAUAGACAUAUCAAAUGAUGAAGCUUUGCCUGAAAUAUCUACAGAUGUUGAGGAAGAUGAGACUAUGACCUUAUUUAAAAUAACUGAAAAUGAAAUUCAGCUGGAAACAGAUAAAAUGCAGAAAGAUAUGGAGGAGGUCCAGGAGAAAGAAAAAGCAGAGCCUUCACAAGAAAACACAGAGCAGGAACAAGAAGCGGUAUCACUUAGGGAAAAUGUGGGGGAAACCGACCUGACAAAUGAAUUUAAGACAGCAGCUGUGGAGGAAAAGGUUGCUUUAGAAAACUCAGAGCAAGAAGCAACUUUUAUUACAAGAAGUCUCAGAUAUCGAACAGUAACAGUCCGGUCUACACCAAGAAGUAAAUUAAAAUGUCUCCACAGACAAGAGCUGGAGUUAGAAAGAGAAACUAGUGAUUUAAAUGUCCCUGUAAGGAAAGAGAAUGAGGACAGAGCUUCUGAAUUUAAAUAUUUGGAGGCAAAAGAGGAAGAUAAAAUUCAGACAAUUACAGUUGGAAAUUUAGAAAAAUCAGAAACAAAAGAUGAUACUAAGGAAGAAGGAAAGAAAGUCCUGUUUGAAAUUGUGGAAAGUAACAGUGGCAGCCGGGUAAACUCAGAGAUGAACAAAACUCAAGAAGAUCAUACUGAGAGAGAAGAUAUGCCAGUGCCUAAUGAACAGGAGGAAGAGGUUUCCAGUGUACAGAAGGAAGAAACCCAAGAAAGAGAAAAUGAGGGCACUGCUGAAGGUGGCCAAGGAAGUUCAGCUGAUUUGGAGGAAACAGCAGCGGAAAGGAGAUCCCUGAGAAAAAGAAUGACUGUUGAAGCAGCUGCUCCAAGAAAAUCCAAACGUCUUUGUAAACAAGAGCAUGAUGACGAUUGUGAGAAGGUCAAGGAGGCCGUUAUGGGACAAACUGACUCAGCAGAAGUGACAUUUACACAAGACUGUGUAGAACUGAGGUCAGAUGCAACUGCAGCCAUUUUUGAGGAGAGUAAUUUGGAUGAAGAAAUACUACAGAAAAUCCAAAAAAAUGAACAAAAGGCUAAAUCAGACGGAGAUUGUCAUGUACAUGAAGACACAGAGCCAGAUGCAGGUGAAUCUCAAGAGGAGCAAAAAGAGAGCAGAUCAAAUAAAACCCAGGCAGAUGAGGACCAACAAGAGGUUUUGACUGGUGAAAUAGUAGAGGAGGUGAUAGAGCAACAUGUAGAUCUUGAGUCCAGUGCAAGUGAGGGAUUCACCUUAGCAUUGGAGGUAGAGGAAACUUCUGAUCAAGAAGAAAACAAUGCAGAUGAGGCUUCAAAAGAGAUAUCCACAUCUGCCGAAAAAUAUGAGAAAGGUGAAGAAAAUAUGGCUGAUGACGAUGAGAAAACUCUUGCCGUUGGAAAGCAUGUUGUUCAAAGUAGCUCAACUACUGCUUCUACCAGACGAAAAUCAGUUAGGCUACAAAUGCAUGAAUCCAAAACUAAGGAAGAUGAAUCAGAUUCUGAAUCAGAAGUAGAACAAACAGCACAACAGAGACGUCAGAGGAAAAGAAAAGCCAUUACUGAUUCAGCAUCAGUACGGAGAUCAAGACGCUAUGUUAGGGCAAGAAUUGUGUAGAAGAUUAGUGAUUUGUGGCUCUUGUUUUAGUACAAGCCUUAUAUGCAUUGCUUAAGAGACCAACCAGUUAUAUACAUAAUGUGAAGUUUUCUAUUACAUAUGCAAAAUAAUGCAAACUAUUUUCACCGACUAUAUUUUAUAUUUUUUUAUUAAAUAUUUGGGAUUUUAUAAAACUGGUCUUUCUUGACAUUAGUAAUUACUGAAAUAAGCAUGUUCAGUAUAUUAUAUCUUUAGGCACUUUUUUUCCUUUUAUUUCUAUAUUCUGCAUUGCAAAUGUUUUAUAGAAGUAGCUUUUAUUGUAUAGCACUAUUUUUAUAUUCAAUUAAAGGAAAAUGCAUUCACUUUGGUUCCAGAUGGGAUGCUAAAUCGAUCUGAUUUGUUCCUCAUUUUCAGAGCACACAGAUGCUCACACAGCAUAGGUGUUAUGUGUGAAACAUAUUCCCAAUGUGCAUUAUGUGCUUCCUUUCAAAUGUUCUUUCUUUUGAAUAUUACAGUUACAUUGUAGUAUCUUAGUAUCUUAAGUAGCAAAUGUGUGUGAAUGUGUAAUGCUUAUGGGUUUGUUGUUUAUUUUACACUCCAUUCUGUUCACAGAGCACUUCAUGUUGCUUCGUGUUUCAUCACUGUUGAAAUGCAAAAAAAAAAAACAUUUUUUUCUUUGACCUCUGUGAUUAGUCUUUAAAAACAUUUCCCUGAGCUGUAAUUUGUCAGUUUUUUUUUUUCUUAAAUGUUUUAAUAAA
Molecule: messenger RNA, 9282 nt
Organism: Puntigrus tetrazona (Sumatra barb)
Lineage: Eukaryota; Metazoa; Chordata; Actinopteri; Cypriniformes; Cyprinidae
Product: silent chromatin protein ESC1-like
Exons: 12
Coding region: 134-8545 (2803 amino acids)
Source: RefSeq, a predicted model, not a curated record